GCGGCGAUCAAGCGGCGGCUGCCCUGGCGGCGGGGCCACGGGUCAAAGCGGGAGGCCCGGGACCGGUGAGCCUGGAGCGGGGCGCGGACCGGGCACGCCCGGAGGUCGUCGGGAGGAAUGCGGCCGCGGGAGGCGCGGGGCUGGCUGCGUUUGGCAAGAGGUGGAUCGGAGCACCCUCCUGACUCGUCGACGCCCGGUCCGUGCUAAACGUGUAACAUGCAGAACUGCGUUGAAAUGUCACCACCAUCUUUUCAUGGCAACGCUCUCAGCAUCUCCAUUUUCCAGAUGGGGAAACUGAGGCCCAGCGUGGCCAAGUGACUUGCCUGAGUUGACACAGGGAGAGCCAGGAUUCGGCCCCAGCCCCCCAGCUGUCAAGAGCAUGCCUCUGUGCCACUGGGGGACCACCGCCAGGGGCAGCGAGCCCCAUGGAGAUGGAGCUCAGGCUAUGGCCACCAGGGGAGGCCUGAAGGUACUUCUGCACUGGGCUGGCCCCGGCGGCGGGGAGCCCUGGGUCACCUUCAGCGAGGGCACACUGACCGCGGAAGAAGUCUGCAUCCACGUUGCUCACAAAGUCGGCAUCACCCCACCAUGCUUCAACCUCUUCGCCCUCUUCGAUGCCCAGGCCCAGGUCUGGCUGCCUCCGAACCACAUCCUGGAGGUCUCUGGAGACACAAGCCUGACUCUGCACUUCCGCAUGAGGUUUUACUUCCGGAACUGGCAUGGCAUGAAUCCACAGGAGCCGGCCGUGUACCGCUGCGGGCCCCCGGGGGCCGAGGCUCACUCCGGACAGGCAGAGCAGGGCAUGCAGCUCCUGGACUCAGCUUCCUUUGAGUACCUCUUCGAGCAGGGCAAGCACGAGUUUGUGAACGAUGUGGCAUCGCUGUGGGAGCUGUCGAGCGAGGAGGAGAUCCACCACUUUAAGAACGAAAGCCUGGGCAUGGCCUUCCUGCACCUCUGCCACCUCGCUCUCUGCCGCGGUGUCCCCGUGGAGAAGGUGGCCAAGAAGAUCAGCUUCCAGGACUGCAUCCCGCGCUCCUUCCGCCGCCAGAUCCGCCAGCACAGCGCGCUCACGCGCCUGCGCCUGCGCAGCAUCUUCCGCCGCUUCCUGCGGGCCUUCCAGCCGGGCCGCCUGUGCCAGCAGGUCGUCAUGGUCAAGUACCUGGCCACGCUCGAGCGCCUGGCGCCCCGCUUCGGCUCGGAGCGCGUGCCCGUGUGCCACCUGGCGCUGCUGGCCCAGGCCGAGGGGGACCCCUACUACAUCGGGGACAGCGGGCACGCCCCCUCGGACCCCGGGCCCGAGGCUGCUGCGGGACCCCCUACCCACGAGGUGCUAGUGACAGGCACCGGUGGCAUCCAGUGGCGGCCGGUGCAGGCAGAGGGUCCCAGUGGCAGUGGCAGUGGCAGCAACAGGAAUCCUGGUGCUGGCCCAUCCGGGAAGAAAGCCAAGGCCCAAGAGGUGGGCGACCAGCCAGUGGACAGGCCACGGGAGGUGCCGUGGACCUACUUCUGUGACUUCCAGGACAUCACCCACGUGGUGCUCAAAGAACGCCACGUCAGCAUCCACUGUCAGGACAACAGAUGCCUGGAGCUGACGCUGCCUUCCCGGGCCUCGGCCCUGUCCUUGGUGUCGCUGGUGGAUGGCUAUUUCCGCCUGACAGCCGACUCGAGCCACUACCUGUGCCACCAGGUGGCCCCUCCACGGCUGGUGAUGAGCAUCCAGGACGGUAUCCACGGCCCUCUGCUGGAGCCAUUCGUGCUGGCCAAGCUGCAGCCAGAGGAGGGCCUCUACCUCAUCCACUGGAGCACCAGCCACCUCAACCGCCUCAUCCUCACGGUGGCCCAGCGCGACCAGGCGCCCAGCGUGAAGGCCUUGCGCCUGCGCAAGUUCCCCAUCGAGCUGCGGGCCGGGGCCUUCGAGCUGGAGGGCUGGGGCCGCACCUUCCCCAGCGUGCGCGAGCUGCGGGCCGCGCUGCACGGCUGCUCCCUGCAGGCCGGCGCCGACCACUUCGCUCUGCGCCGCUGCUGCCUCCCACGGCCAGGAGAGAUCUCCAACCUCAUCAUCAUGCGGGGGCCUCGGGCCAGCCCCCGGCUGCUCAACCUCAGCCAGCUCAGCUUCUACCGCAUCUGCCAGGACGACAUCACCCAGCUGUCGCACCUGGGCCAGGGCACAAGGACCAACGUGUACGAGGGCCUCUUGCGAGUGCAGGGCGGAGGCCCCGAGGAGGACAAGGCAGACGACGGGGACCCCCCCAUGCCCGGCGGGGGUCGCGGGCAGGAGCUGCGAGUGGUCCUCAAGGUGCUAGACUCCAGUCACCAUGACAUCGCCCUGGCCUUCUACGAGACGGCCAGCCUCAUGAGCCAGGUCUCCCAUGUGCACCUGGCCUUCGUGCACGGGCUCUGCGUGCACGGCUCCGAGAACAUCAUGGUGACGGAGCACGUGGAGCACGGGCCGCUGGACGUGUGGCUGCGGCGGGAGAGGGGCCACGUGCCCAUGGCCUGGAAGGUGGCCGUGGCCCAGCAGCUGGCCGGCGCCCUCAGCUACCUGGAAGACAAGAGCCUGGUUCACGGUAACGUGUGUGGCCGGAACAUCUUGCUGGCCCGGCUGGGGCUGGCGGAGGGCACCAGCCCCUUCAUCAAGCUGAGCGACCCCGGCGUGGGCCUGGGCGCCCUCUCCAGGGAGGAGCGGGUGGAGCGGAUCCCCUGGAUGGCCCCCGAGUGCCUAUCGGGUGGGGCCAAUAGCCUAAGCACAGCAGCUGACAAAUGGGGCUUUGGUGCCACCCUCCUGGAGAUCUGCUUCGACGGGGAGGCCCCCCUGCAGGCCCGCAGCCCCUUCGAGAAAGAGCACUUCUACCACAUGCAACACCGGCUGCCUGAGCCCUCCUGCCCGGAGCUGGCCGUGCUCACCAGCCAGUGCCUGACCUACGAGCCAGCGCAGCGGCCGUCCUUCCGCACCGUCCUGCGUGAUCUCACUCGGCUGCAACCCCAAAAUCUUGUUGACGUCUUGGCUGUGAACCUGGACUCGCUGGCGUCUGACCCCACUGUUUUCCACAAGCGCUAUUUGAAAAAGAUCCGGGAUCUGGGCGAGGGUCACUUCGGCAAGGUCAGCCUGUACUGCUACGACCCGACCAACGACGGCACUGGAGAGAUGGUGGCCGUGAAGGCCCUCAAGGCCGACUGCGGCCCCCAGCUCCGCACCGGCUGGCGGCGGGAGAUCGACAUCCUGCGUACGCUCUACCACGAGCACAUCGUCAAGUACAAGGGCUGCUGCGAGGACCAAGGCGAGAAGUCGGUGCAGCUCGUCAUGGAGUACAUGCCCUUGGGCAGCCUCCGAGACUACCUGCCACGGCACAACGUCGGGCUGGGCCAGCUGCUGCUCUUCGCCCAGCAGAUCUGCGAGGGCAUGGCCUACCUGCACGCGCAGCACUACGUGCACCGAGACCUGGCCGCGCGCAACGUGCUGCUGGACCAUGACAAGCUGGUCAAGAUCGGGGACUUUGGCUUAGCCAAGGCCGUACCCGAAGGCCACGAGUACUACCGCGUGCGAGAGGAUGGGGACAGCCCGGUGUUCUGGUAUGCCCUGGAGUGCCUGAAGGAGUCUAAGUUCUACUAUGCGUCCGACGUCUGGUCCUUUGGGGUCACCAUGUAUGAGCUGCUGACUUACUGUGACUCCAGCCAGAGCCCGCCCUCGAAAUUCAUCGAGCUCAUAGGCCUCACCCAGGGGCAGAUGACCGUGCUGCGGCUCACGGAGCUGCUGGAACGAGGGGAGAGGCUGCCGCGGCCCGAGAAGUGUCCCUGUGAGAUCUAUCUCCUUAUGAAGAACUGCUGGGAGGCAGAGGCCUCCUUCCGCCCGACCUUCCAGAACCUCAUACCCAUCCUCAAAACGGUGCACGAGAAAUACCAAGGCCAGGCGCCCUCGGUGUUCAGCGUGUGCUGAGGCCCGCCCACAGCCCCAUGGGGGAAUCGGAGCAGGCAGGACCCCCAGAGAGGGCCUCCUGCUCCAGCCCCCCAUCCCCCCCACCCCCAGAGGGAGAGGUCAGCCUCCCCGGCUCCCUGUGCCUCACUAGUGCCCCAGACCCACCUCCGUGAACGGACUGUCCUCAUCCCUUCCGGCUGCUGUGACAGUACCGUAGACUGGGGGCUUAGAAACAACGAAUUUAUUUCUCACAGCUCUGGAGGCUGCGAAGUCCAAGAUCAGGGUGCCAACAUGGAUGCAUUUUGAUAAAGGCUUUUUCCUUGUUCAUA
Molecule: messenger RNA, 4242 nt
Organism: Equus caballus (horse)
Lineage: Eukaryota; Metazoa; Chordata; Mammalia; Perissodactyla; Equidae
Gene: TYK2
Product: tyrosine kinase 2
Biological process (GO): protein phosphorylation; cytokine-mediated signaling pathway; growth hormone receptor signaling pathway via JAK-STAT
Cellular component (GO): membrane; cytosol; cytoskeleton
Molecular function (GO): ATP binding; non-membrane spanning protein tyrosine kinase activity; growth hormone receptor binding
Source: RefSeq, a predicted model, not a curated record